GCCUUUUCAAAAGUUCAACUGUUUAAACGCAAAUAUCUUGGUAGCAUCGUUAAAUUCCACAGAUUUUGCGUUCACCACCUAAAAAGUUCACCAGUAUUUAAUUGUAUUGCUAAAUUCGACGGCUAAACUUUAAUUCUUUGACUUGUAACUGAAAAAAAAACAUGAAAUGCGACCCUGAGUUCUUUUAUAAUUUUUAUUACCUAAUUGGCCCAUUGCACUUUACUAUUAUAAAUACCGAAGUUCUGAAAUAUUUCGUGACUUUUAUGAAAGUUUUCAACUUAUUUCACGUGCCUUUUCUGAUUUUACUUCCGUUUUGCAUGAACAGGUUGAGAACAUCCUGUCGGAAAAUAAUUUCGAUGAUAGUUUUGUCGGAUAGUUUGAUAACUUCUUCGGUUAUAAUUUUGGAGAAGUUUGGAAUUCAUUUUCAUGAGGACAGUUAUAAGACUCCUUGUUUUACUGUAAAUCUACUUUUGGACGCCGUUCUGCUUUGGUCCCAGUUAUGGUCACUGACCUUGAUCGUUCACGUGUUCCUAAUUCUGAACCCGCGUUUCGAAAUGACCUCUAGAAGAACUCCGAUAUUCCUCAUCUACAACCUAAUCGUGUGGCCCUCGGGGCUUUUGCUCCCCCUUCUUACUUCUGGUCUGUUUUGGUACCCAAUAACGUACAGCAACACUUACAUCGCAGGGGACACUUGUCGGGGUGAAUUCGAAUUCGAACUCAACGAUGAUUCAACUGAAUGCUUGCUAGUCGGUAAUAGUAAAAUAAUUUGGCUGAUGUAUUAUGUUGGUAUAGUUGCGAUCCUCGUAGCCGCGAUUUUCAUGUUUUUCUUGGCGUUAAGAAGAGCUUCGAAACUUUGCAAGAAACCAAAGAAAAGCAACAUCGGUAUUAAUUCUUCAAGUGAACUUUUUGACGAGUAUCAUGAGUCGAUUGGUUGCAACCACUCUCAAAUAGUUUGGAAGACUACUUUACGACUUUCAACUGCCGCUUUUGUUUAUAUACUAUCUGUAGCGCCUUCGGUCGCUUUUCGGGUCUACGAAAUCUUUUACGGGCCGAUUAAACAUCAAAAACUUCGAGGAGUUUCCAAUUUAUGGCUUCAAUUAGCGGGCUAUUUAAUUGGUGCGUCAAAUAUAAUCUUCUACGGGUAUUUUAGCCCGUUAUUUCGCCUGGAAAUACUCAGAGUCAAAGACUUCGUGUUGAUACACGUGAUGAACAUUUUGUCGUCGGCUAUCGGACAGAAGAAUUGGCGGAAAAAUCCAUCAGAGUAUGACGUAAUAUUCGACUCGGAUCCGAUGACGUCAUCAGAUACUGGUUACAGAAGUGGAGCUACAAAAAGUUGGACUCUAAGAUAAUGCAUUUGUCCAGAAACAAAAGCUUUUUUUAUUGCAAAUUUUAAGCCAAAAAUAUUUUCAGACAGAAGUGAAACUUUUAAAUUGGUAUUACAAAAAUACAUCUAAAAAGUAGCAGAUUUGGAAUCCCGGGUUAACUUUGAUGGACUGAGACUUCCCGAGUAAUAAAGUUUCAAAUGUUCUAAGAAUCUUGUAAGAAU
Messenger RNA from Symsagittifera roscoffensis, 1546 nucleotides. RefSeq lists its product as uncharacterized. The transcript has 2 exons. NCBI's taxonomy places the organism in Eukaryota, Metazoa, Xenacoelomorpha, Acoela, Convolutidae. Bases 162 to 1349 code for a protein of 395 amino acids. The record is from RefSeq and is a predicted model, not a curated record.